This is a messenger RNA of Micropterus dolomieu (smallmouth bass), 1218 nucleotides long. RefSeq names its product modulator of VRAC current 1 (gene mlc1). Bases 1 to 1218 code for a protein of 405 amino acids. The record is from RefSeq and is a predicted model, not a curated record. Gene Ontology annotation, biological process: regulation of response to osmotic stress. Gene Ontology annotation, cellular component: cytoplasmic vesicle; endoplasmic reticulum; plasma membrane. Lineage: Eukaryota; Metazoa; Chordata; Actinopteri; Centrarchiformes; Centrarchidae. The transcript is spliced from 11 exons.
AUGCAGUCCGACGAGCUCUCCGCCAGAGAGGAGUUCACCUACAGCCACAUGCCCACCCUGGAGAGGGGCGGUGGGACGCUGGGGCGACGGGGCGACAGAGGAGCAGAGAGAAGGCCGGAACGGGGAGAGCGGUAUAAACCCGAGCGGGACAGCUACACAGUGGACGUGAGGGCCAGUGACCUGCAGCUGGCCCAGCCGGAGGCUCUGAAGCACCCCUGCUUCAGCUACAGGGCCUGGCUCUACAGCGUCCUUAUAGGGGGCAGUCUGCUUAUCACAUCUGGUUUCUCUCUGUACCUGGGAAAUGUGUUUCCUGUUGCCAUGGACUACCUACGCUGUGCUGCAGGCUCAGGCCUCCCUGCAGCGAUAGCCAGUUUCGCCAUUGCCAAGAACAGACAUGUUGCAGUGUCAGAUUUCCAGGUGGUCUACGUGUCAACAUUUGCUGUAACGACCACCUGCCUGGUUUGGUUCGGAUGUAAACUGGUCCUGAACCCUUCCGCUGUCAAUAUCAACUUUAACCUCAUCCUGAUGAUUGUACUGGAGGUGUUGAUGGCCAGUACUGUCAUCCUGUCAGCCCGCUCUGCAGAAGACUGCUGCUGCCACAGGAAGCCGGUGACAUAUGACAGACCUGUGGUUAUAACGCCUGCAGUGUUCCCCACUCGACUCCUUAAAGCGUAUUCUGUGAUUGAAGUAAUCGUGGGAAUUUCUGCUGUGUUUGGAGGAAUUAUUGCCCUCAACAUGGAUGCUUUGCUUCCUGGUCCGUACCUGUCUGUCACAUUUUUCUGGAUUCUUGUGGCUUGUUUUCCCAGUGCUAUUGCCAGCCAUGUUGUGUCAGAAUACCCCAAGAAGUGUCUGGUGGAGAUGCUGAUUGCCAUCAGCAGUGUGACGUCUCCCUUGCUCUUUUCAGCCUCCGGCUUCCUCUCUUGCAGUGUGAUCAGCUUUGUUGAAAUUUUCCUGUAUGAUGUACCAACAGCCAAGCAAUCCUACGACAUCCUGCUGCUGAUUCUGAUGGUGCUGCUGCUGGUGCAGGCAAUUCUAACUUCAGCCACUGUGGUGCACUGUGCCUCCUACAAGAGUCAGCUCCGCAUGGGGGCUCCAGAGUGCGAGGACAACAUGCACACCCCAACCCACUACUGCGAGCAGCAAGCAUCUAAUGGAACGCUGCAGGAAUUUGACAAAGACAGAACCUGGAAGGCAGUUGUGGUCCAAAUGGCCCAAUGA